AAGUGAAGUUAAAUAAACACUGAACGCAUGUGAGUAGAAGCAACAGUAAUUUUGUGCUCGUUUUGCUCCAGAUUCUAUUAUCAUUUAUUUAGAGUAAAUCUGCUUUUGUAACUAGAAUAAUAAUAAUAAUAAUGUCGAGACGCGCAUUGUAGUUUAGUAGUCCACACAGUGUGCGAGCAGCAGCUCGUUUGCAUUAGCCUGUGUUCAGAAAUCAUUUACAGGGCUAUAAAUCGCCCAUUUCGUCCUGGAAAUAUAAAAUGGAGUGGGAGACUCUUCCGUUUUUUAUAUCGGACCAUGAAGGUUUCCAUGGGACUAUUAAAAACUCGCCCAAAGACUUUGUGGUUACGGAGAUAGACACUCAUGGACAACUAGUUACAAAUCCCAAUAUUCAAGGAACGCAGAUAAAAACUGUAUAUCAAGGAACGAUUAAAGAUGUUAAAUCAAAACAAACUCAACCAGAUGAAAUCGACAUUUCUAAUCAGGAUUGCUUUGAUUUAAAUGCUAUCCUUAAUCCAUCCGUGUUGAAAGAGCUAGAACACUUUACUAAUAAAAUAAGAGCGAAAACCAGCCCAUGUAAAGGCGAACAGGAAAACAUGGAGUUGUCACUGGGCACUUUUGCUGAUAAGAACCUCAGAGCUGUCGUUCACAGAGCAGUACGACAAACCUUCCCCUUCCUUCAGACUGUGACCAACCAAUCAGAGAUUCGGGUAAGAGAGGACCAGGAUUUUAAGGAGCUCUCAAAGUUGUCCUCUGAAGGAGAAGCUGAGGAGUUCUUCAGGUUCAUUGAUGCCAAAGCACCUGGUUGUGUGUUCACCUUUUUGCCUGAUCAUAGCAAGGAGCACCGGACUUCAGUUCACCAUUUUGUCAGCUUGCGAUUUGGGAAACUUGUUGAAACCAAGAGCUUUACAGACCAGAAUAAAACCUCCAUUACAGUGAGGCUGAGGGACAAGAGCAAGCAACCCAAGAAGAGAGGGAUAGCAGACUGUCAAGAGGAAGAGGUGUCAUACACAGCUUUCACACUGCAAAAAGAGAACCUGGAGACAUUGGAGGCCAUCAGCUACAUGGCUGUGGUGCUCGGAGUGCUUCCGUCCGAUUUUACCUAUGCAGGAAUCAAAGACAAGAAAGCAGUAACUUACCAGUCCAUGGUGGUGAAAAAGAUCUCUCCAGAACAGUUGUUGGAGAAGGCUGCAGAGUUUGAGAGGAGGGGAAUGAAGAUCUCUCAUAUCCACCCUGUCUGUGAACCCCUCAAGCUUGGUAGACUGCAGGGAAAUCACUUUGAACUUGUUAUACGAGACCUGAAACCUCACAGGAAACAUGAACUUGCAAUGUUAGAAGCGCUUAUACGAGAAGCAGUGGAACAUGUAAAGAACAAUGGUUUCGUGAAUUACUACGGACCCCAGCGAUUUGGCAGCAGAACAUGUGUCCAAGCAGACCAAAUAGGGCUCGCACUUCUGAAGGAGGAAAUGGAAACUUCUGUAAAGCUGUUUUUCACCCCAGAGGAUGGUGACAACCUCCAAAACAAGGCAAAGCAGCAUUUUCUACUGACAGGGUCCGCCAAGGAGAGCUUAGCGUUGAUGCCAGCUUACAAAGCCAGAGAGCGACUCAUGCUCCGCGCGCUCCAUCGGUACGGGACCGGACGUGAAGGAUGCACACGCGGCUGGCUAGGUUUGCCCCAUGCCAUGAGGCUUUUCUACUUGCACUCUUACUGCAGCAGAGUCUGGAACGAAGCAGCCGCGUACCGGCUACAAAAACUGGGCUUCAAGGCUGUCCAGGGAGAUCUGGUGUGGUCUGGAUCUAAAAGAGGGUGCAAGAACACUACAGAAGAUGAACUGAAUGCUCCACAGGUUCAAGUGGUUACUGCUGAAGAGGAGAUGAAUGAUGUUUUCUCAUUAGAACAAGUGAUUCUGACAAUGCCAGGAAAUAAUGUCAAGUACCCGGAAAACCUGCUGGGGAAAUGGUAUGAGGACAGAUUGGCCAAGGAUGGCUUGGGGUCAUGUCGUUUCAGAGUGACUCCUCUUAAACUCAACAUCCCCGGUUGUUAUCGCCCUCUGCUCGCAAAGCCACAGAAAAUCACUUACAGCUUUCGGACCGCAGAGGAAUCACAGACGACAAGGGAAUCACAGAUGAUGGGUCAAUCAGACGAGCCUUGUGCACCCAGUCUUUCAAUAGCGUUUGACUUGGAUGCUUCCUGUUAUGCUACUGUGUGUCUCAGGGAGAUUAUGAAAUAUCAUGUUUCAUAAUUUACAUUGAGGAAAGAUGUUUCAAGACUAAAUAAGGAUAUUUUUGUUACACAUCACAUUUGAUUGAAGGGUUCAGAAAUAACUGCCUCAUGUGCCACUUAAUGACCACUAGAUGGGGGUGAUGAAAAGUAGAGAAGUCGUCGUCGAUAUUCUUCAGUGGAGGCUGUGUUCAACCUAUCAUAAUUGUCAUAAUCUUAUGGUGAGCCGAUUCAAAAGACUUGAGUCUCUGGAAUGAAUCAAAAUACACAAUUUAACGUUAGCAUUGGGCGACUUGGGAUAGGUGAUGUGAUCUUCAGAACCAGUGGUGUGUUAACAUGAAAGUUUGUUUAUUACUAUAAUAAAAUCCAAAUAUAAGAUGUAUGUU
Triplophysa dalaica is the source of this 2604-nucleotide messenger RNA. It is a transcript of the gene pus7l, whose product is annotated as pseudouridine synthase 7 like. Bases 258 to 2240 code for a protein of 660 amino acids. Gene Ontology annotation, biological process: pseudouridine synthesis. The record is from RefSeq and is a predicted model, not a curated record. Gene Ontology annotation, molecular function: RNA binding; pseudouridine synthase activity. NCBI's taxonomy places the organism in Eukaryota, Metazoa, Chordata, Actinopteri, Cypriniformes, Nemacheilidae. Gene Ontology annotation, cellular component: nucleus. The transcript is spliced from 8 exons.